Molecule: messenger RNA, 1886 nt
Organism: Scatophagus argus
Lineage: Eukaryota; Metazoa; Chordata; Actinopteri; Scatophagidae
Gene: polr3glb
Product: RNA polymerase III subunit GL b
Exons: 8
Coding region: 938-1627 (229 amino acids)
Biological process (GO): transcription by RNA polymerase III
Cellular component (GO): RNA polymerase III complex
Source: RefSeq, a predicted model, not a curated record
ACUGAGUCAACUGCCUGCUGUCCACCUUCCAGCUAACUCAAGUGGCUUUUUAAAGACUUUAUUCAGCUUAAGAAGGAGGAGGAGAACUUUUCCGUUUAUGACAAACGUCCUCAUGAGUGAACGGAACCGACUCGAACACAACUGGACUUGCUUGUAUGUCUCUGAGGACGUCUCGUCUCUCACUCAUCAAGACUGGACUGGGCUAGUCUCCAGAGACACAGGACCAGGUCCAGUGGCGCUCGACCCAGUCUCUUUGACUGGAUAGAUGAGAAUAACCACAGACCCGAUCUCUGGUCUGUUCUCAGGCGCACAGGCUGACCCGUUCUCGUUGUUUUGUCCACUAUCCGGAUGUCCAACAACAUGGCGUCGACGCGGCAGCUCGGCGGGUCACUCUCAGUGACAAACAGCAGGAGGCGGGAACGGGCCACGGCUACACACCACAGAAGAAGAAGGAAAGCAGCAGAAGGAAGAGGAAGGAGGAGAAACAUAAGAUGUGAUGGCGCGCUGGUUGGUGUAAACAAAGAUAUGUUAUUGUCAGCAGGAUGAUCCGCUGGAAACAACGUUUAACCGCCUGAUGUGAAGAUGAACUGCGAAGGAAAAGAACCAGAUGAGCAUCUAACUGUGGAGACAAAGUGACGGUAGGACCAGACGAAACACGGAAACUGCAUCCGGCUGACCCGGAUCACACAGCUACGCGUGCUAACGCGGCUAACGCAGCUAACGCAGCUAACACUGUACCAUGAACGGUAAAACAGUCCGCCGCCCCAGUCCUCAGAGAGAAGGUUCAGUAAAGGAGGCUAACUACUGCUGACCGACCUGCUCCCUGCGCGCCAGUUUCAUCUCCAACCAGCUGCAGCUCCACCCCGAUCCCCCUGAUCCAGUCUGACCUGACCUGGUCCAGCUCGGUCCAGUCCGAUCUGGCCUAAUCCAGGUGGCGAUGGCGGGUCGCAGUCGUGGACGGGGACGGAGGUUGAUGAGUUUCAGUGUGGAGGCCGUUGGUAUCAACAGAGGAGACACUUUACCUCCAUCCAUCCAGCAACCCACACCUCUGUUUCCUGUGAUGGAGCAGAAGCCCCUCCCCUUGGCAGGUGGGGAGGAGGCAGAGUAUCUGUUAGCACUCAAACAGGAGUUCAGAGGAGCCAUGAAGAGCCUGCCCUUCUUCAUCCAACCAGCUGCAGCACACAGAGAUGUGGAGAGAUACUCAGAUAAAUAUCACAGCAGCGAGCAGACGGACGGGCUGCCGGACUGGACUCCAGAUUGGAAGAGGUUCCCCAAAGAGCUCCGACUCCACGUCAAGAAACCUGCCAGAGACUGUGUGUCAGUCAGUCGCGCUGACAGAGUUCAGGCCAGUCAGAAGAAGAAAAGAGUCAAUGAGAAAGAGGAGGUGCUGCUCAAACUGGAGUCCCUAGAGAAGAAGGAGGAGAGGGGAAGCUCGGGGGAGGAGGAGGAGGAGGAGGACAAGGGAGAAGAGAAGAAGAAGAAACAGGAGGAAGAGGAGGUUGAGGGAGAGGACGAAUACGACGAGGAAGAGUUUGAGGAGGAGACGGAUUACGUCAUGUCGUACUUCGAUAACGGAGAGGAGUUUGGAGGCGACAGCGACGACAACAUGGACGAGGCUAUUUACUGAAACACCAGCAUUUUGUCACCUUUCGUCGGGUUUGUCCACGCAGUAAAACCGUCCAGCAGCUGCUUGACAUUUUAAACUGUUUUCUAACGUUUCUGUUCACUGUGAAAGAACUCACCAGAAGACCCAAAGAGCUUGUGCCGUGUGUUUGAAAUGUUUUUUAAGCUUUUGUAAGCUUAUUGUGAAAGAUGCGACUUCUGACUGUGAGUGUUUGUUCUUUGGCCGUUGGAUAAUAAAUCACAGCUACAUAAGGACUUAAAAA